This is a messenger RNA of Dictyostelium discoideum AX4, 219 nucleotides long. RefSeq names its product TMEM167 family protein (gene tmem167). The transcript is spliced from 2 exons. The record is from RefSeq and is a predicted model, not a curated record. Lineage: Eukaryota; Evosea; Eumycetozoa; Dictyosteliales; Dictyosteliaceae. Bases 1 to 219 code for a protein of 72 amino acids. Gene Ontology annotation, cellular component: Golgi membrane.
AUGGUUGCAAUUUUCAACUUUCAAAGUUUAUUAGUUGUAAUAUUAUUAUUUAUUUGCACAUGCACAUAUAUUAGAGGGUCCUAUCCAUCACUUUUAGAAGUUAGAGAUAAACAUAGUUUUAGUGGUUUACCGAGAAAAGCUGCAAUUAUAGGUGAAAGAUUAUCUCCAUGGGUUUCAGCAUGUUGUCUUAUUAUGGGUUUAUGGACAUUAUAUAAUUAA